CUGUUCUUCUACACGGUCUACACCUUUUACUAUCCCCUCUGUCCAUGGCGUUAGAAGUUCAAUCUGCUCAUAAAUCUCUCUCUCUCUCAUCCGAUGGCAUGCAACAGCGACGGCGUGGAAGCGGGAUUCGCGAAGCUUCAGGGCGAAGACUUCGAGUACUACAUGCAAACCUACUCGAUCGUAUUAGGCCGCAACAGCAAGAAAUCCCCGGCGGUGGACGUGGACCUCUCCACCCUCGGCGGCGGCCUGAAGAGCAUCUCCCGCCACCACGCCCGCAUCUUCUACGACUUCCGCCGCCGCCGCUUCGCCCUCGAGGUCCUCGGCAAGAACGGAUGCUCCGUCGAGGGCGUCCUCCACCUCCCCGGCAACCCCCCCGUCAAGCUCGAUUCCCAGGACCUUCUCCAGAUCGGGGAUAAGGAGUUUUACUUUUUGCUACCGGUGAGGAGUAUCCUUGGGGGUCCCAUUGGGCCCCGCAGCCACGUCGGCCGUACGACGCCGUCGUACGAUGAGGGUGGCGGCGAUUAUGUGUUGGGUUCCGCGAAGAAGAUGAGGAGGGGCGGGGAUGGACAGGAUAUGAUGGUUGAGGCGAGAUCCAGGGACAGAGAAGCCGACAAUCAUCAGCUUCUUCUCUUGGAAGAAAAGGACAUGGUAUCAUCUGUGGCUACAGUUCUUUCUGAUCUUUGCGGGCCUGGAGAAUGGAUGCCAAUGGAGAAACUUCAUGCUGAGCUGGCAGAACAUUGCAGCAACGUUUGGCAUCACAGCCGUGUAAGGAGAUAUCUCACAUCCGAGGACUAUCCUGGUCCUCAAUCGAACAGAAAACCAUGGUAUGGACUGCUUAUGCUGUUAAGGAAAUACCCUGAACAUUUUGUCAUCAAUACAAGGACUGAGGGCCGAGUGACACAGGAGUUUGUCUGUCUCGUCUCGCUGCUUGCAUGAGAUCUUGGAACCUCACCGGCACAUAACCUGGGAAUUCAUCAAAAAAAACGACAGCCUAUGUUCUCAAGCCUUGCACAAUUUGUUGUGGCCACCUGGAGCACUAGAUGAACGUAAAUAACAACCUCAACAUGAUUUAUGACGCUGUUGUCAUUUGGCUCCGGAAAUUUUUACACUGUACCCCUGGUGUGCAAUACCUUGGUAGUUUCUUUGGUGUUUCAAUAACAGUUGCGUUGUUCAUACUUUUGUAUACGGUACCCUCUGCAUUCAGGAGGAUUACAGACGGUCCUUUCAGGUUUUUCUUACAGAGAAUUUUGUUUUGCAUUGGCUA
Messenger RNA from Rhododendron vialii, 1264 nucleotides. Its product is annotated as FHA domain-containing protein FHA2-like. The coding region runs from base 94 to 936 and encodes 280 amino acids. Gene Ontology annotation, biological process: regulation of ribosomal protein gene transcription by RNA polymerase II. Gene Ontology annotation, molecular function: protein binding; sequence-specific DNA binding. The record is from RefSeq and is a predicted model, not a curated record. The transcript has 3 exons. Gene Ontology annotation, cellular component: nucleus. Lineage: Eukaryota; Viridiplantae; Streptophyta; Magnoliopsida; Ericales; Ericaceae.